AUGCAUCUCUUUCGCCUUUUGUUGGCAGGAGCGCUCGUCGCCUCCAGCGCGGCGUCGUCGAACAUCACCAUCUACCGAAAUGAGUCCUUCGUCCCCGGAAACCAGCUCCCGCCUUCCCAUGCAACGUCGGACGGCGGCUCCAUUGUCGAGCUCUUCCUGAGCCUCAGUCGCUCGACGACAUGGAAGCUCGUCUCCAAGACCAAGUUUGAAGGCGACACGGGCGAGCCGGAGGGCAUGGCGCGCGUCGGCGACGACCGCUUCUUCCUGUCGUCCGGCCAGUGGACGGUGCCGACAGUGCACUACAACGGCACCAUCAACGGCACCGACCGGACCCCCGGGGCUGGGUUCGCGCACAUGGUCAUCUACGACGGCCAGGGGCGACGCAUCGCCAACGCGACGCUCACCGACCCGGGCGACAUCGAGUACCACGGCGGCGGGAUCGACUACGACGGGCGGUACAUCUGGAUCACGCUGGCGCAGUACCGGCCCAACACGACGGCGACGAUCGCGCGCAUCGACCCGCUGACGCUCGAGCAGACGCGGCUCUUCCGCACGCACGACCACAACGGCGGCAUCAUCCACGACACCGUCACCGACGAGCUGGUGACGCUGAACUGGGGCGCCCGCAACGCCACGGCCUGGUCGCUGAAAGACUACCCGCGCGGCUUCACGCCGCUGCCGGGGUUCACGCCGCCACAGCGCGCCGUGCCCAACCCAAGCUUCUACGUCGACUACCAGGACUGCAAGUUCCUGGGCCACCACGCCGUGCCCAGCGCUCUCGUCAAGACGCAGACCAACAGCAACAGCAACAGCAACAGCAAGAGCGAAGAAAGACCGAUCAUGCUCUGCGGCGGCGUAGCCACCAUCGGCACCAACUUCAACCUGGGCGGGCUCGCGCUCGUCGAUCUCGAGUCGAUGCUCCCGCUGUGGGAAGUCCCCAUGGCGCUGACCUCUGAUCUGGGAGUGAGCCUGACCGAGAAUCCCGUCGAUGCCGCCGUGGUCGAUGGCAAGUUGAGGCUGUACUUUUUGCCUGAUCAGCAUAACUCUACGCUGUAUGUGUACGAGGCGGAGUGA
Messenger RNA from Rasamsonia emersonii CBS 393.64, 1074 nucleotides. RefSeq lists its product as uncharacterized. The transcript has a single exon. The coding region runs from base 1 to 1074 and encodes 357 amino acids. NCBI's taxonomy places the organism in Eukaryota, Fungi, Ascomycota, Eurotiomycetes, Eurotiales, Trichocomaceae. The record is from RefSeq and is a predicted model, not a curated record.